AUGGCGUCGGAAGCAGUGGAGGUAGAGGAGUCGCCACAACGAGGUACGCAGGCAGAUAGUCCCGGUCGGAGGUCUGAGAAACCUUCUCCUGCAAAGCCCUUGAAAAAGCCAAGUUCAAAAGAAGUUCCGAAGGCAAAGGCAAAGGCAUCGAGCAAAGGAGAGAGUAAGAAAAAAGCUUCCGCGAAAUCCAAGUCUGUGAUGAAAACCAUCAAGAAAAAGCCUGCUGCGGCUCGUCAUGAGGUUGAGACAAAGCCCAAAUCUUCCAAGGGAAACAAAGGUCUCAUGAAGAAGCCAGCGGCGGCCCCAGGCAAAAGUGGUGCUGCUGGAAUAGGUUCUUCUUCUUCUUGGAAAGAAGGCAUUGUCCGGGAGACAAGCAACGCCACUGACCAAGAUGCUGAGCAACCCGAAGAAGAGCAUGGCAACUUCGAAGAGGAUCCAGUUCUUGAAGAUGGUGAGGUCCAUGAGAUCCGUGACCGCACCAAGAACCAGAAGUUCCAGACAAUGUUAGCCAAUGGAGAGCUGCCUCCCUUCAUUCAGAAGGAAUGGGAGCGUGUUUCGAAGUUGAGAUCCGGGAAAAGAGAGUGUCAGACUGCGAUCAUCAAUGCCAUCUAUGAUCAUUCCGCCGCAGGACGAUUGAUCCUCAACACGGACAAGGCCAUCUUCGAAAGUAUGCGCUCUGACUACCAAGAUACGAAGAGCAAGAAGCAACUGAAGACUCUCCCCCUGCUUCUCUUUUGCGGAAAAUUCCGCUUGACUCCAGAACAGGUCCAGCAAGGUCUUCGAGAGGGGCAAUUCAUGGAAGUGGAGACACCGAAUGGCACAGAGUAUGGUUGGAGACAGAGCACCUUCUCGGAGAUCAAGGGCGUCAAAACUGCGACUGGCUACAAGAUGUCAGAGGAAGGCGACCAGGAUACGAUGCAGAAGUACACGGAGAUGACCCAAUGCUGGAAAAGUGGCAUCAAGCGUCCACAGAGCAUUGCUAGUGGAUCCAACCAGCUCGCCAUUUGUGAUGUGGAGUCCCCGUUGUCCCAGGAAGAAUGGGUUGUCGCACAGAAACAAUUGCAGUCGGCCUUUGCGGCCUUAGAUCAGCAGGAGAAGAAUGCGAUGAGACACAUGGGUGUCAUCGAGCAGAACGAAGACGAGCCAUUGAAAGCAGCCAUCCAAGAGGUUCGACGGGUCAAGGCGGAGAUCUCUCAUGUGCAGUCCUUCAAGGAGUUGCCCUCCGGGAUGAAAUUGACUUUGAAGACAUACAAUGAUUUCUUGCACACCCAGGGACAGAUCUGUGAAAGUCAGGAAGAUGUGAUCGCUGGCAUCAAGGGUCAGCUUGAUCAGCGCGCAAAGCGUGCCAAAAGAACCUAG
Cladocopium goreaui is the source of this 1359-nucleotide messenger RNA. The record is from the annotation of a GenBank genome assembly. Lineage: Eukaryota; Dinophyceae; Suessiales; Symbiodiniaceae.